Durusdinium trenchii is the source of this 1944-nucleotide messenger RNA. Lineage: Eukaryota; Dinophyceae; Suessiales; Symbiodiniaceae. The record is from the annotation of a GenBank genome assembly.
AUGUCCCGCGUUGCCAGCAUCGUGAGUGGCGCUGCCUUGGUGCUCUUCGGCGCCGGCUGCUUCGUUGUGCCGAGCAUGCCCCGGAGUGCGCCAGAGCAGGGUGUUCGAAGUGUGGCCACUGAGUCCACCAAGAGCUUCACUGCCACCGAGUCCAGCAGCUGGAGCCCUCUUGCCAUUGGAGCAGCCUUCGGAUUGCUGGCAGCGGUGGUGACUGCUCAGCCGGUCUUGGCAGCAGACUUGGAGAACGGCGAGGCAGUCUUCCAGGGCAACUGCACGGCCUGCCAUGCAGGUGGCAACAACAGCAUCGUGGCCGAGAAGAAGCUGAAGAAAGAUGCCUUGGUGACCUAUGGCAAGUACGAUGUAGGUGCCAUUAUCAAGCAGGUGACCAAUGGCAAUGGCUCCAUGCCUGCCUUCGGUGACAAGCUUGGCCCUGAUGACAUCGAAGAUGUGGCCAACUACGUCUACAACAAGGCGGACAAGUGGCGGAGGCCGGUGGACCGAGGCGUUCGCUUUAUGCCUCGCAACGGAUCCAGGUACAAAGGCCUGGCCGCCCUCAAGGUGCGGCACAACGAGUGCCGAGGACGUCCCUUGGGCAAGCAGUGGGCCGUCCAGGGGACUGGCCAAGAAGCGAAGAAGAAGGAGUAUGACAUGUGCAUGGACUUGAAAGUGAACCAAAAGGAGCUGAUGAAUGCCUCCUGUGAUGGAAACUUCUCGAAGUUCUACAACAAAGUCGUGGCUGAUCAGCAAGGGCGGAAGACGUGGGGCGAAGGGGAAGGACGCCUACGUGGAAGACGGAUCUCAGACCACAGGGCAGUGGGAAGCAACGCCGCGUGGCAGCAGCCGUGCGACAGUAAGCAGGUGACCUACCGGCAGAGCCCACCCAGCGAGCUGCCCUUGGUCCAUCAUCCGGGCUUGGGCGACGUAGAUGUUGAAGGUGAGAAGGUCUUCUGGACCAUCUCCACACCCCAUCUCCGGGGCCCCGUGAAGCGCUCAGGCCAAAUCCAGUUGGAUGGGGAGAUGCUGCAGGGGCGCCAAAUCCAGGUGGACGAACACGUCUUGGAGAUCUACAUGGCGAAGCGGUCAGCUGACGACUUGGAUCCAGAUGAUGUGGGAACCCAUGCCAUGGCCUUCAUUCUGUUGCACCUGGAGCGUUCGGGCUGCCUGAAGCACCGGACCCUGCUGGACAUGGGCUGCGGCACCGGUUUUCUAGGGCUGCUGGCUGCCCGCGGUGCUGGAGCCAAGGUCGUUCUGUCGGACCGUCCGGGGCGAAGCUUGGAGCUCGCGCGCCUCAACGGCAGUGCGGCGGGCGCGGGUGAGGUGGAGGUGAAGGCAUUGGCUUGGGGUUCAGACUUGGUGGAUGAAACGGAAGGCGCGGUCUAUGAUGUCGUGCUUUUGUCGGAGGUGCUUUACGUGGCACAGCCCUCUUGUGUUCCUUGGAGUCUGGAUGAUGCCGACCUGUUAGCACUGGCAGAGAUGACCAAAGCGAAGUUGAGUGCAGAGGGCCACUUGUCUCAGCGGAAGGGAAGGCCACCAGCAGAGCUCUAUUGGUUUCUGGUGGGUUCUGAUCAGAUCCUUUGUGAAAGUCAUGUCUGGGUCACCUACGGCAACCGCGAGAACGGCGGAGCCCAGUUCGCCGCGGCCGCCGCCGCUGCGGGCCUCGCGGUGGAAGAGCGGCGCCUGGAGGAGUUCGUGCCGGCGGAGCUCUUGCAGAGCCGAGCGGCCAGCGCUUUGCGACGGGUGAAGGUGUUUCACCUCCAACACGCCGGCUACCUCAUCGAGCAGUUCGACUAUUUCAGCACGUUGGUGGCGGACUACGAGUACGCCGAGAGGCUGUGCUUCAACCGCACCAGGCGACGGAACCGGGUGCUGGUCAGUCAGGAGAGGGCGGGCAGGGUGCACGGCGACUUCACCGCAGAGUGCGACAACUUCCAGGAGCCGGGUUGA